AUGGCAGCCCGCCCGCUCUUCAGUAUCGCCGCCUUGGUCCUCCUGGCUGGCGGCAUCGUUCUCCAGUUUCUCGUUAUUUUAUCUGGGGGCGUUAGUGGCACCCCGGAGAACCAGAUUUAUUUCCUAGAGGCUUCGACGGACGGCGUGUCCCCUGGUACCAGAAAUCCAUCAAGAUGGACAUUUUGGUCUGUGUGUGGGAAAGACAGCAACGGCCAUAAUGCCGACUGCGGUGCCGUCGUUCCGGCCUUGCCUUUUGAUCCGCCUCGCAACUUUGGCACCAGUACUGGCGUUCCCGACCAGUUCUCUGGGACCCACCACUAUUACUAUCUUUCGCGAUUCAUGUUCGCUUUCUACUUGAUCGCACUCUUCUUCGCCGCCAUUGCUCUCUUCACUGGCCUGCUUGCUCUUUGCAGCAGACUCGGCGGCUACCUGUCUGGCUUCAACACCUUCGUCGCGCUCUUCUUCCAGACCAUCACCGCAGCUUUGAUGACCGCAUGGACUGUGCAGGCCCGCGCUGCCUUCAAGAGCAACAACCAAUCCGCCCGCCUAGGCGUGAAGGCGUAUGCGUUCACGUGGUCUGCCAUGGCUUGCUUCUUGCUUUCCACCGUCUUGUUCUGCAUGAGCGGCGCUCACCGCAAGGAUAGCGUCUACACCAAACGCAGCUUCUUUGGCCGCAAGGCUAGCACUCGCUCGCGCGGUAGCUUCAUUGAUGGGGAGAGCCAGCGCCGCGUAAAGGAUGACUACUCUUAA
Messenger RNA from Diplodia corticola, 750 nucleotides. Its product is annotated as cortical patch protein. NCBI's taxonomy places the organism in Eukaryota, Fungi, Ascomycota, Dothideomycetes, Botryosphaeriales, Botryosphaeriaceae. Gene Ontology annotation, biological process: cortical actin cytoskeleton organization; septin cytoskeleton organization; endocytosis. Gene Ontology annotation, cellular component: cell cortex; membrane raft; plasma membrane. The transcript has 4 exons. The coding region runs from base 1 to 750 and encodes 249 amino acids. The record is from RefSeq and is a predicted model, not a curated record.